Molecule: messenger RNA, 2638 nt
Organism: Cornus florida
Lineage: Eukaryota; Viridiplantae; Streptophyta; Magnoliopsida; Cornales; Cornaceae
Product: IQ domain-containing protein IQM2
Exons: 9
Coding region: 529-2502 (657 amino acids)
Source: RefSeq, a predicted model, not a curated record
UAGUGGUUUAUCAUCAAGUCGACUCUUGAAAAAAAAAAAUCAAGUCAACUGUAUUUAAUUGGUUUUUUUAUAAUUACUAAAAAUGAAAAUAAAAUUGGAAAAGAAAAGAAAAGGUGAGGAAAGGGUUUAUAAAAAAAGGAUAAUGGAAAAACAAUACCGCAUCCCCAAAGUCCAUUCCACGUGCUUGGAGUCUCUGCGUGUGUAUGCGUUAAGUCUGUGUGUGUGUGGAGACUCUCUCUCUCUAAACUGAGUCUGUCUGCCCCUCCCAGUUUUUACUAUAUAAACACCAAAGCAAUGAGUAGACGAAGACAGCAACUUUUAUUUUUGUAAGCUUGAACUUAAGCUGAGCAGAGCAAAGCAGAGGUUUAUCAAAUUGAAAUUUCUCUUCCCCAUCCAAAUUCGUUCAUUCAUUCACCCCAUUAACACCCACCAGUUUCUCUCUGUAUUCCUCAUUUUUUGGCCCACAAAGACUUCUUACAUUGAGGAAUCAAGAUCUCAUAGGCUGCUCAGAAUCCCCUUUAAAGUCAUAUGGGGAUUUCUUUUUCGUGCCCAUUUGCGGAUGAUAUUGAUUUAGAGAAUGGUUUUGAAUCUGUCACUGUUAAAUCCAUCAGUUUUGGAGAUGAUGGAGUGAAAACUCCAGCUCGAUCCGUCAGCUUCAAUGGCCGGGACUCAGAACCCACCAUAUUGCAAUCAAUAGGUUCUGGAAAGAUGAUGAUUGAAGGAUCUGUUAGCUUUAAAGCAAGUGAACUCAAAGCAAAGAUCUCAUUUAAAGCUCCUUCAUCAAAAGAAAAGGAUGUGUGCAUCACAUCUAGUGGUGAUGAUUGCAUAUAUUUAGAUAAUCAAUCACCAAGCUCAAAUUGGGUGCCGGAGAAAAACACGAAAUUGCCCGUAUUGGAUGCAAGCAACCCCAAACAUGAGGCUGCGAUAAAAUUGCAGAAAGUAUACAAAAGCUUUCGAACAAGGCGAAAGCUAGCAGACUGUGCAGUUCUCAUAGAGCAAAGCUGGUGGAAGCUCUUAGAUUUUGCAGAACUAAAGCGAAGUUCUAUAUCAUUUUUUGAAAUUGAGAAACAUGAGACAGCCAUUUCACGAUGGUCGAGAGCAAGAACCCGUGCUGCCAAGGUUGGAAAAGGCUUAUCGAAGAAUGGUAAAGCCCAGAAACUUGCUUUACAACAUUGGCUCGAGGCUAUUGAUCCACGACAUCGUUAUGGACACAAUCUCCAAUUCUAUUAUGUUAAUUGGCUGCACUGUCAAAGCAAAGAACCCUUCUUCUACUGGCUAGACAUAGGCGAAGGAAAGGAGGUGAAUCUUCUUGAUAAAUGUCCUCGGUUAAAACUUCAGCAGCAGUGCAUCAAGUAUCUUGGUCCGAUGGAAAGGAAGACUUAUGAAGUUGUAGUGGAGGAUGGAAAGCUCUUGUACAAGCAAACAGGAGAGCUCCUUGACACCACUGGCCCAAGGGAUGUUAAGUGGAUUUUUGUCCUCAGCACAUCUAUGACCUUAUAUGUUGGCAAGAAAAAGAAAGGCACAUUUCAGCAUUCUAGCUUCUUGGCCGGAGGAGCAACAUCCGCAGCUGGGAGAUUAGUUGUUGAAAACGGCAUCAUUAAGGCAGUUUGGCCUCACAGUGGCCAUUAUAUGCCAACACCAGAAAAUUUUGAGGACUUUAUUUCAUUCCUCAAAGGGAACAAUGUGGAUCUCACCAAUGUUAAGAUGGAUCCAGUGGAUGAAGAAGAAUCCAUUGGCAAGCAUAGCAUUGUUUUCCUGAGAAGCAGCACAUCUGAAGAAGACUUGACCGAAAGGGAUGGAAUGGAGACCGAAGAGAUAGAUGUCAAGGACUUGACUUCAGAGAAAACCAUUUCAACUGAAGAAGAGACUGCUGCUGUGUUAGAACCACCAAUGUCAAGGCUGUCUAGCUGCCUUAGUAGAAAAUUGACUGAUCUUAAAAUACCAAACAAGGGUGAUUUGUUUGAGAAAUUAGAGAGUGAGAACCAAGCUGUUGAAUCAAGCAUUAACGGAUUCACAGUGGAAUCAUCAUUGGAUGGUUAUGUAAUAGAGGAAGAGUCGUAUUCUCCCAAACAAGUUCUUCAAAAGCAGAACUUGUCUGAUGAAGAAGAUGAAGAAACUAAAGAAGAGACUAUCCCAGAAGAAUCUAUUCUUCAAAGGAUUAAUUCUCAUAAAGGAAUGAAGUCAUAUCAAUUGGGGAAGCAACUGUCUUCCAAAUGGACAACAGGUGCUGGGCCCAGAAUUGGCUGUUUGAGUUACUACCCCUCGGAGCUCCAGUUCCGUGCUCUGGAACAAGCAAACUUGUCUCCAAGAAGUGCUAGCUGCCUUAGAUCGAACCUCUCUCCUCGUGUACACACACUAACCAGUUAUGGUGGAGAAAUGCUGUCAGCCACCGGCUCACCUACUCCAGAUAAAGCAAAUUUGCCUCAAAGAAACAUUAGGCAUCAUGGUUUACAGUCCUCUCCAUUGUGUAAAGGAACCUUAGUUACUGCAACCACCUUGUAGUCAUGUGCGCGCAUGAAUUCUUUGAUUAAUUCAUUCUUUUGUAUGCAUAGAAGAGAUUGUAUAGGAAUUCUUUGUAUUAAUUUUUUUUUUUUUUUUUUUUUUUUUUUUUUUUUUUUUUUUUUUUUUAAUUUAUAUU